UUCUCUGCACUUCCUGCAGUCACAAUAUUUACCGCCAGGAAUGCACAGACUUGUUUGGCUGAGAGCUAUCACGUGGUGUGGCUUAACUGUCAUGCAAUUGGUCUGUCCUUUUCCGUACACACUAAGACGCUACCGUGAAGUCUAUAAAAGCGACGCAAGUUAAAAUAAAAGCGCCCGUCAAGUUUUAAAUAUUACCCCUUUGGUUUUCUGUAGGUAUGGGUCCGGAUGGGACAGCUUCUGGGUCCAGCCCCGGACCGCGGUCCGCCAGUUAAUGACCUCUGUCCUAUAAGCUGGGCAUGUAUGUUCUCUGAUGGUCAGCAGUUUCCUUUUGGAUAUGUACGGGUUCUCUCUGGUGCUUUUGGAUUUGUUCCAGAGGAACUUCAGAAGAACCCCAGUGAGCUCCGAUGAUCCACAGCUCUAACAGUUCUAUCUCUCAGUCAGACAGACAGGCAGGCCCAGUUAUGCAGCUCUUAUGAAACAGCAGAUGUAGGUGAGACUGAUCUGAGCUGCCUGCACGUCUGAGCGUAAGAUUAAGACCGAGUGUUUGUUUCUUACCUGCUGCAGAAACUGCAGCUUCAGCAGCUCCAGCCCACACCGGGUCACCGUCCAGAGAACGUGGAGUGUGUUGUUUUCAGCUUCAUUAUUCAGAAGCAGCUGGUACUGGUGGGUGGUACUCACUGGAAACUGUGUGGUGGUCCUGAAAGGUCAGAGAUGAGAUGUUCCUAAAUGUCAGCAGGUGUAACCUGCUUCCAAAGACAAAAUAAUCUCAAAUAAAAAUCUUAAAUCAGUCAGUUUUUCUCCUUCCUGAAGGGAACUUUGGCAGCGGCUUGUCCUCCAGUCGAUCCUCUGCUGUAUUUCCCAGUUCAGUCUGAGUCAUACAGCAGAAUCAAAGAAGUUCUGGAUUUCUAAAUGUGUCAAAAUGUUCUCCGACCUGCUAAAUAACUCAUUAAUAAUGUCAGCAGAUGAUGUUUCCUACAAACAGCAACACAGACUAGUAAAGUAUUGUUAAACUUGGACUGGGACAGGAAUACUCCUACAAGGUCAAAGGUCAAGCUGCUCUUCAGCCAGAUUCGUCAUAAAAUAAUGGGCAGCCGGAGAACGCGUGUUUGUGAAGUCGAAGCCAAAUUCUGACUUUAAACCAGGCAGACCCGGACUGAAGUGGAUGACUUGUAACGGGUUUUGAAUUGGACUUUUUUUCUGUGUAGGACACGGUGGUGACUGUAAGAACUCUGUCUGUAAAUAUUAGACACAAAAAACAUUGGAAACAUUAGAGAAGUUAUGUUAACGUGCAGGUAAUUGUAACUGUAAAUUAGAUUCAUAUUUUUAUAUAAUAAAAAAACAGGAAUAAAUAAAUGAUGCACCUUUGUGUUGUUAAAGGGUCCCUUGCUUUAUGUUUAAUCGUGAUUCAUUGUAAUAAUUUUCUGUGUGUUUCAGGCCAUCUCAACUUGUUUCCAUAUACAUUGUGUUUAUUCCUGAAAAGAUGGUGGAGAUUAAAACUUUUAUCAUCAGGCUGAUUUUAAAAAGAUAAAGCUGUAAAUCUGAUUUUUCUAGUUUAUUGUCUAAAUGUAGCUGAAUGUGUCGUCUGUGCAACAACAUGGAAACAUCUGAGCAUCUCCUACAAGUCAAAUCCAGACUCUUUUCUCUCUGCUUCAUCUGUCUUCAGUGUCUCAUCUGGCCUACAGUGAAUCAUCUCUGGAUGUUUUUUAUCUGAUGAUCCCCAGACAGAAGACCAGGAAACGGGGCGGAGCUCCAGGCGGCCGUGGCCUACUUCUGUCACUGUCCCAAUCAAUAGAGAUGAUCGGAGAAGAAGUCAAUCCCCCUGUGCUGCUGAGAUCUGAUUGGCUGAGGCUGCAGGCACCGCCCUCCUGAUGAGAGGACAUACAGAUAAAUAAGAGUUCAGACUCUAGAGCUCCACAUGUGGCUUUUUCCUGCCUGGACGCUCAGCUCUGUUCCAUCUGUCUGCAGAUCCGUCAGUCAGCUGUGUAGCGCCGCCGCAGAGAUCUGGACCAGGUUCAGGAUGGAGCUGAAGAACUUUGGUCUGGUGGCCGACUAUCACUUCUUCGGUCCACGAAGCCUCCUGCAUUCCUCCUCCUCAGCUGAUGAAGCUCAGUCUCCCUCCUCCUUCUUCCAGUGCUCCCCCCUCAGUCCCUCCUUCUCACUGGACGCUGCUCCUCUCAGCCCCUCACAGCCAGCCUUCCUGCUCUCCAGCCCAGCCUCCUCCUCCUCCAGCCUCCUCUGUGGAGAUCCGACUCCUGACUCUCCAGUGGGAUGCAGCUCCAGCAGAGGGAGCGUUGGAGGCAGCUCGCUGUGUUUUUCAGAGCCUCAGUCAGACUCUUUUUCAGGAAAGGUGGACUCCAUCCUCCGAGGAGACUACCGGACUCCCAUGGGCACCGUGGGGCCCAAAAGGCUGUGUCUGGUCUGUGGAGACUUUGCUUCUGGUUAUCAUUACGGCGUGGCGUCCUGUGAGGCCUGCAAGGCCUUCUUCAAGAGGACCAUUCAAGGCAACAUAGAGUACAGCUGCCCGGUGAUGAACGAGUGUGAGAUCACAAAGCGGAGGAGGAAAGCCUGCCAGGCGUGCCGCUUCCGGAAGUGUCUGCAGGCCGGAAUGAUGCGAGAAGGGGUGCGUUUGGACCGGGUCAGAGGGGGCCGGCAGAAAUACAAGAGACGAAUGGAGACAGUGGGGAUUUUCUGCAGCAAAGCUCCGUAUGGCCUCCCUGUGAGCUCCAAGAACCAGCUGAUCUCCCACUUGCUGCUGACAGAGCCCGCCCCACUGGCAGCCAAUCAGGAUGACUCAAGCGACGAUAGCAGCCUGCAGACCCUCCUGACCCUCUGUGACCUUCUGAACCGGGAGCUCUUGGUUCUGAUCGGCUGGGCCAAGCAGAUCCCAGGUUUCUCUGAGCUCUCAUUGGUGGAUCAGAUGUCGCUGCUGCAAAGCGGCUGGAUGGAGGCGCUGCUGGUGGGCGUGGCCUGGCGCUCACAGGGCAGGGAGGGGGAGGAGCUUGUUUUUGCCGGGAACUUGCGUCUGGACGACGCCCAAUGCCGGGCUGCUGGAUUGACUGAUUUGUACGAGGAGGUGCGCCACCUGGCGGCCAGGUACCGGGCGAUGAAGAUGAGUCCCGAGGAGGCGGUGACGCUGAAGGCCAUGGCGCUCGCCAACUCCGAUGCCGACCCACUGGACUGUCCGGACUCUCUGCAGAGGUUCCAGGACGGCCUCCAUGAGGCCCUGCAGGACUAUGAGUGUUCCCGUGGGGAGCAGCACCGGGCGGGCCGCCUGCUGAUGAGCCUCCCUCUGCUCCGACAGACCGCCGACCGAGCCGUACAGGCCUUCCUGCGGCUGCACCGCCAGCGCAGCGUCCCGAUCCAUAAACUGCUGCUGGAGAUGCUGGACGCCAAAACCUGAGGAGCAUUUCCUCUCUGCUGUUGCACAAAGAGACUGGGAACAUAACAUCAUAUCUGACUAUUCUCAAACUAUUCUGGUUUACGACAGAAGAUUCCUGCUUAUACUGCAGGUUUUCAUGAAAGCUUCCAAGAGGUCAUCCAGGUCAGAUAAACCAUCUUAUCCAACUUUCCGGGUCAAAAGAGGGAAAAACAGCAGAACAUCUGUGACCCAAAUGCCAGAAACCAGCUGAAGGAAACAGGAUUUCCAGCAGUUUUCCCAAAGAUGGAAUGAUGAAGUUAGUAUGGACAAAAUAAAAAUGCUGAAUCCACAUUUUUCCACCAAUGUUUUAAUCAAUGAAUCAAUAGAUGAUAUCAGAACCAGUUCUUCUGUAAGCCCCACCUUCUUUGGACAUUUCUUGCUCAGGGUUUGGCCCGGUAGAAACCGAGGAGGGAGUAUCAUCAUGUGUGUUUCCUGUUGGGACGUUUUUAUGUAUUUUUCUAACAGAUGUUUUUGUGUAAAGUUUUUCUAAUUAAAUCUGAGUUAAUGUGAGACCAUGUGGAGGUUUCCUCAGCUGCUCGUUAGGAGUCGACAUUUUCUCAGGUUGAAAUAAAUCCAAACCUUUUACAACAAA
Molecule: messenger RNA, 4010 nt
Organism: Girardinichthys multiradiatus
Lineage: Eukaryota; Metazoa; Chordata; Actinopteri; Cyprinodontiformes; Goodeidae
Gene: esrrd
Product: estrogen-related receptor delta
Exons: 8
Coding region: 1916-3400 (494 amino acids)
Biological process (GO): regulation of DNA-templated transcription
Cellular component (GO): nucleus
Molecular function (GO): sequence-specific DNA binding; steroid binding; nuclear steroid receptor activity
Source: RefSeq, a predicted model, not a curated record